AUGCUGCGCUCAUUUAUGUGCCAAGCUGCCUUUACUGUUCUAAGCAUGCUCUUCUACCAACAUUACGUCCACGACACCCCAGGUUUCUUUCGACUGAGCACAAUGAUGUUACCCCAUCGUGAUAAAUGGGAUGCUCACUACUCAACCAUAGACGAAACAGUCUACAUUGGCAGAGAUGUCUUUGUUGUUGUUGCAUCGACGUUAUCACUCUACAAUGCGAUCGAACUGCUCACCCUCAUCUCUCUUACCUUCAAAAGACGAUCGGGGCUUUACUUUUGGAGUAUUCUCAUUGCAUCAUUCGGAAUCAUCCCAUACUGUCUAGGAUGGCUCGUUGUCUACUUCGACCUUACACACGAUUAUGUUGGUAUGAUCAUUGAGACUGUUGGUUGGGUGCUCGUCAUCAGUGGCCAGUCUGUUGUUUUGUACUCGCGACUGCACCUAAUUGUCACUGAUGUCAAGAUCCUCCGAGCCGUUCUCAUUAUGAUCAUCAUCAAUGGUCUCGUUUGGCAUACGACGAUGACUGUACUGCUCUUUGGAUCAGAGUAUAGUCCAAGCGACAAUAGAAAGGGAUUUAACAAUAUCUUCAACAUCAUGGAAAAGAUCUCCAUGUCCAUAUUCUAUCUGCAGGAACUCAUCAUCUCUGGUCUGUACAUCUGGAAGUCAAUGGAGAUCCUCAGGACAGCUUUCGGCAACACAAAAAGCAUGCUUUACAAGCUUUUCACGAUCAACUUCGUCAUCAUCCUAAUGGAUAUCGCUCUUGUGGCUAUAGAGUUCCAUGACCUUUAUGUCUGGGAGCAAGGUAUCAAGCUAGUAACCUACUCGAUCAAACUCAAGCUGGAAUUUGCAGUUCUUAGUGAACUUAUUGAGUUCGUUCGCAAUCGCAGCGGAACUCGAUCGCGGCCGACAAAGAACUCCGAGAAUCAAAGUACUCUCGUGCCAUUGUCGUCUAUGCAUAAGGGAAAUACUAAAGGAACUAUGUCGAGUACGAGAGACUUUAUCCACGCUGGCGAUUCCAGGACCAACACAACCAUUGCGGCUGCCAAUCCGAUCCCAGCGGUUCCAACGAAUGACAGUAUACAUGUCUUAAGAGAGGUUGACGUGGAGAGUUUGUCUGCUUACCCGGGGAACAACCCAAGUACAGAUGAAUUAUGGGGUCGUAUGCCCGAAGAACCUGGGAAGGGCAUGGUUGGAAGGGCAUUAUAA
Messenger RNA from Fusarium fujikuroi IMI 58289, 1203 nucleotides. RefSeq lists its product as uncharacterized. Bases 1 to 1203 code for a protein of 400 amino acids. The record is from RefSeq and is a predicted model, not a curated record. The transcript is spliced from 3 exons. Lineage: Eukaryota; Fungi; Ascomycota; Sordariomycetes; Hypocreales; Nectriaceae.